AUGACGGAUGACGAGGUAGUAUUCGUGUCCGAGGGGGCGACGGAGGUCCCGAAGGGUAAGAAGCGUGCUGCUGACGCGCCAGAGCUGAUGGUCGGUAAGAGAUCAAGAUUGCCGUCACAGUACGUCGUUUCUCCCUACACGGUCGAGGCGAAGAGAAGGGGAUUUGUGGAUGGGGCGUACCCCAAUCUUUUUCGCGACGUCGACCUAGUCAGACAGAAGGCGUUCGAUGAUUGGUUCAAAUCCCUUAAGUCCGAAGAUAGUUAUACCAUCGGCUGUAUGACCGUGCCCAAUGCUAAAAAGUGGUUUGAAGAUGUACUGACGACCUCAGCUUGGCUCGCUGAUGAUCAUAUCGACUUGGCUAUGGAAUUGUUACACGAUCGGGCGCAGAGGUACCCGAGAUCUUAUGACAGUCCUACUCGAGUUAUCUUGAGCGCUGAGUUCGUUCGUGUCGUAGAGAUUGAGCAUCAGGAGCUCCUAAGCAAGGGGAAUGAUUAUGUUCUGUCUGAGUACAUGCUGGAGUGGGUGAUUGGACUACAGUUGAGGUGCAGAAAGCCGUGGACAGAUUGUACACAUAUGUACAUUCCAGUGAUCGCGAACUCACACUGUUUUUCGGUGGAGAUCGUAUUUGCUGAUUCCACCAUAUAUGUGUACGACUCUGAUCAUAGCUGUCUGACGCAAAGUCAAUUGGAGCAAAUACUGGAGCCAUUGGCUGUGAUCGUGCCCAUGAUGGCUAGUCAUGCGAUGAUUCGAGUAAAUGAUAGAUUAGCCAUUGUGCGGAACACGACGACUGCGAGAUAAGAAAGAUCGGGUGACUGUGGCAUAUUUGCAAUCAAGUACAUAGAGUUCUUGAGCAUUGGUCGCAAUGUUGAUACAAUAAAUCAGUCUUCGAUUGAUAUGUGGAGGCAUAAAUUAGC
Olea europaea var. sylvestris is the source of this 914-nucleotide messenger RNA. RefSeq lists its product as uncharacterized. Bases 1 to 798 code for a protein of 265 amino acids. Lineage: Eukaryota; Viridiplantae; Streptophyta; Magnoliopsida; Lamiales; Oleaceae. The transcript is spliced from 4 exons. Gene Ontology annotation, biological process: proteolysis. Gene Ontology annotation, molecular function: cysteine-type peptidase activity. The record is from RefSeq and is a predicted model, not a curated record.